AUGCUUGAUGAGAUUAGGACGGUUGGCCAAAUGUUGGUACGGUGGAGCCUGCUGACGCGCCAUUCGAGGGCUUCGUGCCAACCUUGUUCGGGUCAUCAGUGCUCUCGGCCACAGCCAAACACUUCUCACGAAUUACUGGAUCCCCUGCGAAACCGAUUCAGCUUGAAGACGUGUGUUUCACUUUCGAAAAAUUGCCUUUACCUUCAUUUUAGCUUAAUUUUGAUUAGAAAAAAAAGCUUUCUCUUCUAAAAAAUAGUACAAUUCACUUUUCUCUUCUGAAAAUUCCAUACGUCUUAAAAAAAUUGAAAUGAACGAGAAAAAUUAAAAAUCUGUUUCAAGAAUUUCAGUCUAACUAACAAAAAAGAAAUGCAAAAUUAAGAAUAGAUGCCAAGUUUUUUUGCAAAUAUAAUAUAAAUAAAAACGUUGUCGAUUAUUAUGUUGAAUACGCAGUGAGCGGACUGGAUGCACGAAGGUAGAAAAAAAACAGAGGCGCAAUAUCACUUCUUUUUUCAGCAAGCGAACCUGUGAAUUGUCGUUUUUUUCCAUUCUCUCUUUUCAUUCUCAUUCAAGUUUUGACAUUAUUUUAUUGUAUGAGUCUCGAAACUGUUCUAGUACAAUUCUAAAAAUGAAAAACUAUAACUCUUACAUAUGAAAAGUAAAUUCCCGUUUUUUUAUGCGCUCGAAAACGAACUAACGAUGAGCUGGAAGUUUGAACACAGCUAUAUUUAGUGAAUUUUUCCAGAGUUUUUUUGACAGAUAUUUUGGUUGCAGGGAAAAUUGAUGUUGAUUUCAAAAAGAAAAAUUCGGGUUUUUGCGAGGGGCUGAAUUUCGAAAAAAAGUUUGCUUUUUUUAAAAUUUCAAUGGUACAAAAAUCUUUCGAAAAAAACAGCAAAAAUUUUUAUGAAAACUCUGGAUGAAACACAACCCGGCGUCACAAUCGGUGAGUUUUGCGAUUCUUGAAAAACUCUCUGUCAACUUUUUUUGCAUUUUAACUUCGCACCAGCAUUGAAAAAAAGAGCUUUAUCGUGAAACUAAAUUUCGACUGAGUUAGAAUUUUUUUCAAUAUCUUUUACUUGAUUUACCAAGUUUUGUUAUUUCGCCUUUUUUUCCCUCUGUUUUUUUAAUUUUUUUGUAAACUCAAACUUUCAUCUCAAAAGUUUCGUUACCCCAAAAAAUGUUUUCUUUUGGUUUUGAGUAAAAAUUAUACGUGUUAUGAUGUUUCGAAGUCAACAUUUGUUUUUUCGGAUCAAGCAAAGAGAGAAGAAUUGUAAUUUCAUAUUCAAACACUACUUUAACUACUAAAACUCUGUUUUAGGCAUGGUUCUUAGUGGAAGCAAGAACGGCCUGCCAUCCACUCUGGGAAAACCUAACGGGGAUUUCGAAAGAGCCGAUGUCCACCAAUAGGCAAAGCGCGGAGGCGUGGCAUCGCUGGAACCACCCAGUUUUCUGUAGACGUGCGCGAGUCGGUCAGCCUCGUUAGCGCGGCUUGUUGCCUUGUUAUCGGGCUCGUUAGCCGAAUCUUGAUGGCGGUUCAUCAACCGCAACAGCAGCAGUUCGGCUGUGGCUUCGCCGGUGAUUUUGUCACGGCGACACGAGCCGACUACGUGACUUCGCAAGACUUUGAGUGUCGCAGCGCCGAGCUCACGGCCAUCGGCUCUGCUGACGUCGAGGAGCCGACGGCCGGACGCUUCGUCCCCACGACGCGAAUCAACGACGACGAGGAGUUCAUUUAUGCCUCCCAGCCAAUCAAGGUAUGCUUCGUGUCGUUUCGCGUCGUGUUAUCACUUGAAAAAGAAAAACAACGCUAUAGAUUUGGUUUGAGAUCCUUCUGUAAAUCUGUGCAUAUGACUAUCGGAGGAAAUAGAUUCUAUUUGUUAUCAUGAACUAAUGAAUUUCACAUAGAAAUUCAGACUUCUGAGAAAACUCAUUCAACUUUUUGGUAGUGAAAAAAUCGAGGUAAAAUACGAACUCUUAACUGUUUAUAUCUCGAAGUUUUCCGAAUGAAACUCAAUUUGGACAAGAUGGAUCUUUUUCUUUGAUAUCAAUUGAAAAUGAUGUUCAAGUUGUUUCAUUUUUUAGUUACCUUGUUCAAUUUUUUCUCUCUUAUUUUGUCUCCGAAUCAUUCAUACUCAAAUUAGAGAUAAGUAUAUUUUUUUACUCAGUUUUUCAUUCAUUUUAAGUAAAGGAAUUUUUUUUUUUCAUCUAGAAGGCUUAAAGAACCAAAGUAUGAAAUUGACGAUUUUUGUUGUUACCCGCAAUAUAACUAGUUUUGAAAGAAUUUCACCGCCCCUUUAAUCAUUUUGCAGCAAACGCUAAAUACAAAGAAUUUUUUUAUAAAGAGACUUUUUGAAAAUUUGGUGCCAAAAAAAAUUUCACCAACGAUUCGGGUGUACUGGAACUGGAUCUUCACAUUUCCCACAAAGAUAUAGUUCAAUACAUAUUUUUUUAAAAACUACUUUGCCAACGUGUUUCUUUUUUUGCUUCCCAAAUUUCCGACAAGAAAAAAAUUUCCAAAAGAUUUGCACUGCUGAGAAAAAGCUCAGCGACACUCCAGACUUGUCCAGCGUAUCAGUUUGGUUGUUGAAUGCGGCCUAAUUGCUUUAUUCUCCGGAUUUCGUCCAGGCUCGGCCUCGGCUCCUGUUGUUAAUCACUGGCUGUUCAUGAGCUUACGGUGUUUGCAGCUCGAAUGCGACGUCUGCUCGAGUUGCGACUUGCCCAUACAGGAACGCGUCCUCCUUACUGUUAAUGGAAGGUUUGUCUCAAAAUAAUUCUAGUCUUUUUUUGAGUUUCCUUUUUUGAGUUUUUUUAUUCCGAGUUUAAACUUUUUCUUAAAAAUUAUACAUUUUUUUCCUCCAACAUUUUUUUCAUCAAAGACCUGACUGCAAACGCCGGCUGCAGUUUACUUCAGAACCGUUUUUUUGAAGAUUUACAUUUCUCAUCGAAAAAAAGCUGAAGUAUUUUUUUUUUAUCAUUACUAAUUCAGUUAAUAUGAUAAACUCACUUCUUUGAUUGAAAGCGUUUAUUGAACUCUCAUUCGCUAGAAACUGAACUAUUGACUCCAAAUUUAUGGUUCCGUUAUUAAUAACCUGACUUUUUCAAGAUAUUUUUUUCUUAUAUAUUUGCAGAACGUGGCACGAACAAUGCUUACGAUGUGCUUCCUGCUCGAAAUCCCUGAACAGCCAGCCUUCUUGCUAUUACAAAGAUUCUAACUUUUUCUGCAAGCAGUGUUAUUCUAGGUUUGUUCAAGAAAUUAUUUUCCGAAAUUUUUCUGUUAUUCUAAAAGCACAAAAAGAUUUACCACUAAAAACAGAUGUUGACUGUAAAUAUGAAGCUUUCAAAGUAAGGGGCCAUUAAUUGAAAAUCGGCCGCUGCCGAUGUUAAUUCGAGAAGUCGCAGUCUGUUGCGCAUCGUCCUUUGGGACUUGGAGACAGCAAAUGUUGAUUGUGUCCUUUUUUCCUACCGUGUACUGUAACGGGCGAAUCAAAGCCUACAAACAGGGAAAUGUGUCAAAACGAAUUACUAUAAUAGUUGUUCAACGAACAAUUGUUUUUCAGUACUUUGAUAAAAGUUUUCAGUACUUUGAUAAAAAGUUAAGUGAGGGAUGGAUUUUGGAUUUUUUUUUUCUCUAUACUUUUUGUACGUGGUAUUUUUUGCUGUACAACUAGCCAUUAGUUUUUUUAUUAUGUCUAAAUAAUUUUUUGCGGCUCUUUUUCCGGAAUUAUUAUAAUAAAAACGAGAGUUAGGAAAUAUUCUUUUUGUUCGAUUUUCCUAAAAACACAACGAUUUCGACUCCUCUAAAAAAAUAAAUAGAUGGUUUUUUUCUGAUUAGCACCCUGAGAAAUCUCCAGCUCACAGCUGUCAAACGGUUGUCCAUUACGCAACCCUCGAUGGUUACCAGCUAUUACAGUAGCCCAAACGACAUCCACCUAGUUAUUAUAAGAUUUGCGCGAUAUGCUUGCGAAUUAGUCUCUAUUGCACGCUAUCGCAGAACCCUCGGCUCAAAACGAAGUUUCCAGCUUCGCUUGCGUUGCCAAACUCAAUCAAAACUUUGCCUCAAAACUCUCUGAGUCCUUUAUUCUGAGAAAAGACUACCGAAGGCACAAAAAAUCAGUUCAAGUCACUCAAGCUCGCAUAUAUGAGACCCUCAAACUUUUUUAUCUGAAAAUUUGAAAAGAUCAAUGAAAAUUUCCCGUCACACAACUAUGCUCUGAAUUUUUUGUUAUUUGAUGUAUAGUGAAAAGUUUCCCAAAGAUGACAUUUUUCGUCAAAAACAAGAAUUUCCAAUUUUGGGAUUUCUCAUGACUUGAUUGAAACCUUUUCUAGUCUUCUGGAAACCACGUGGAAGUUUUUUUUCGAAAUGGUUCAGAUCGAGUUGAGAUGUUGACUAGAAAAAGGUGAAGUUGAAGAUGAAACUAUCCCACGUUCUUGCGUAGAUGUUUCGAAAAAAGAUGACUCAUUAGAUCUUUUAACCAUGAAAAGUGAUAAUCAAAAAAAUCUUCCGCUAAAAUUUUCAAGGUAGCCAGAGUGUGUCUAUCAAACCUUCCGGUUAAACAUUGAAAAGCUCUGGAAGUCAUCGAAGAUGCUGGAAAAAUGUCGAGCCUCAAAGUAGUCCAAAAAUUUUUUCGGAUAGUUUUGUGGUAAUUUCGUAUUUUUUGACUUCCGUUUUCUUGUUUUCAAAGUUUUGAUGGCUUGAAAAUCGAUAGUUCAAAAGAAAGGAGUCGUGAGGCGAAGAAAGGAGUUAUCGUGGCCGGUGGUGCAUCCGAUAACUGGGUUAUGCCUUAUGCGCUUUGUGCUCUCCUUACGGCUCCUCGGGAGGAAGAAGCCACAAAGUGAAUAAAUCCUCGAAUUCGUUUAUUUCGGCGUCGGACCGCCUCGCGAGCACGCGCAAAAUGUUGCAAACAAGCGCAACACUUGUAAGACACGGGGAAUCGGCAAAAAAGAGGUCUGUCGUCGGAUUAGAAGGCCGUCAAGAGUAUCCAGAGACUUCCUUUUGACAGAUGGCUUUCCGGCGGCAUCUGAGAUCUGCCGUUUGUCGGCCUCUUUCAAUUCACUUCAUUGUUUCUUUAACAUCAGGUCGUUCAUGUCGGGAGAAUCAAGUUAUGAUAUACAGGGUAGCUCGAAGCUUCUAAAAAUCUUGAACUCAGAGAGAUUUCUCCAAGAAACAUUUGUCAAGCCUGCUUGACUUUCGUUUUUCUGUCUACAACAGUGCUUUGGCUCUUUCUGACCUAGUCAUUUGAAAAAACUGAUUAGUAUUCAAAAACACUGUACUUCAUGAGACAAUGUACAGCGCCUUUCAGAAAAUAAUGAUAUAAACCUUGAAGUUCAAGGCUAACCGCAAAAAUUACCACAUAAAAUAAAACUUUUUCAAUAGUUCUCGAUUUUUUUUUAUUGUUCUAGAGACUUUUUCCUGCAAGUUAUGUAUUAUCAUAAUUUUUCGUUUUUUUGAAAAAAACUUCUCUAUUCUCUUUUUUUCUCUUCAAAAAAAUCAAGAAUAUUGUUUAUGUAAUAAUAAGAUUUUUCUUAGUUUUUCCGGAUGCUUUUUUUGACUUGAACUACUUGCAUAGCCUGAGAAUUUCAAGACUUAAUAUUUGAAAAAAAUUUCCUCCAUAGUUUUCUUUUUUUCAUUAAUUUUUUUAAAUUUUUCUCGUAUGGUGGCCUGAAAGGUAUUCACUUUUUGAGCUUCACUGAAAAUAUGUAUAUCUGCGUAAAGAGAAGUUUCAAACAUUAUAACAGUUUCAGACGUCCUUGUAUAUAAGAAGUAAUUAGUAAAACUUGGACUACGAAAACUUGUGUAUUUCGAGAUUUUUUUUAUAGUCCAUAGUCAAUUUUUUGAGUGAAAGAAAUUUAUACGAUCGCAUCUCCCUUCAUGAAUUUCUUGAAAAUAAAAAACUGGAAAACGUAUUCCUCACUGAAAAAUCAUGUUUUGUUCGAAAAGGGGUUACGCAAACAUUCUCAUUACAGGCAGUUUGGAACAAAGUGUUCUUCGUGCGAGAGAGUUAUACAAUCCACAGACUGGGUUCGAAGAGCGCGGUCUUUUGUGUUUCACCUUGCCUGCUUUGCUUGUGAUCAGUGUAAAAGGUUAUUCAGAAUUUAUCAAGUUGUUAAAAGUAUAUUUUUUCAAUUUGAUUUCUUUCAUGCAUUUUCACUCAGUAUCUACGUUUGUUUUCAGACAACUGAGCACGGGAGAAGAAUUCGCUCUACAAGAAGGUCGACUUCUGUGCAAGCAACAUUUCGUGGAGUUAGUAGAAGGCGAGAGCGGCGUUGGUCAGCAGAAACAGAAAACGAAACGCGUCCGCACCACUUUUGCAGAAGAGCAACUCAGCGUCUUACAGGUCAUUUUAUAACUUAUUUCCUAUAAUUCUCACUAAAACUCGUCGGAAGUUCAAACCGAAUUCAAUCAAAAUAAUAAGGUUCGGCUGCAAACGAGAUUUUCUUCAGGCACAUUUCCAAAUCGACAGUAAUCCAGACGGCGCCGACCUCGAAAGGAUUGCCAACAUGACCGGUCUCAGCAAACGAGUGACUCAAGUUUGGUUUCAGGUAAGAAUAAAAGAACUUCGAAUAGAUGAUAUCCUCGGUUUCAGAACUCCAGAGCGCGGCAAAAGAAGUAUCAAGGUAACAGGAAAGGGACCUGCGGAGGUGCUUCUGGCGAGGAAACUGAAGGAAGCCGAAGAUCAUCAGAAGGUCCUCUCAGUCCAGGCCAAAAGUCGGAGACGAGUAGUGAUGGGCUUAUGUACCCAACUUCCGUCACAACAAGGUUAGUUCUAGUUUUCAAAUUUUUAAAGCUUUUCAUACUCAGCGCCGAAGAAGCCAUGACGGAAUCGACCGUGGCGUUAACGAGUCUUCAGUUCGAUUAG
Messenger RNA from Caenorhabditis auriculariae, 6854 nucleotides. Lineage: Eukaryota; Metazoa; Nematoda; Chromadorea; Rhabditida; Rhabditidae. The record is from the annotation of a GenBank genome assembly.